Molecule: messenger RNA, 6611 nt
Organism: Melanotaenia boesemani (Boeseman's rainbowfish)
Lineage: Eukaryota; Metazoa; Chordata; Actinopteri; Atheriniformes; Melanotaeniidae
Gene: ap3d1
Product: adaptor related protein complex 3 subunit delta 1
Exons: 33
Coding region: 244-4011 (1255 amino acids)
Biological process (GO): synaptic vesicle membrane organization; neurotransmitter receptor transport, postsynaptic endosome to lysosome; protein targeting to vacuole
Cellular component (GO): terminal bouton; AP-3 adaptor complex; membrane coat
Source: RefSeq, a predicted model, not a curated record
ACUUUAGACGCCAUUUUGUCAGCCAUUUCCUACACUGAUCCAUUGCCAGCGUCUCUGCAUAUCUCAGGACACCCCGUCUGGCCUCAGCAGCUUCAUCUGCCCGGGCUCGGUAAACAGCAGCAGACCCUGCACACGCGAAACCAGGGUGGAUGAGAGACAGUCCAGCGGGUCGGUCGGCACCCACUAGACCUCUACAAGGCGCCUGGCCCCGCAGGACAGAAGCGGUACAAGUCACAGACAGACAUGGCUUUGAAGAUUGUCAAAGGGAGCAUCGAUCGGAUGUUCGAUAAAAAUCUUCAGGAUUUAGUACGUGGCAUCAGGAAUCACAAGGAAGAUGAGGCCAAGUACAUCUCCACAUGCAUUGACGAGAUCAAACAGGAGCUCAAGCAAGACAACAUCGCUGUCAAAGCCAAUGCUGUGUGCAAGCUCACCUACCUUCAGAUGCUGGGCUAUGAUGUCAGCUGGGCUGCGUUCAACAUCGUUGAAGUCAUGAGUUCUUCAAAGUUCACGUACAAGAGGAUCGGCUACUUGGCUGCCUCGCAGUGCUUUCAUGAGAGCACAGAUGUCAUCAUGCUGACAACCAAUCAGAUCCGAAAGGAUCUAAGUAGUCCCAACCAAUACGACACAGGUGUUGCCCUCACAGGUCUUUCUUGUUUUGUGACCCCUGACCUGGCUCGGGACCUUGCUAAUGACAUCAUGACACUGAUGUCUCACACUAAACCCUACAUCAGGAAGAAAGCUGUGCUGAUCAUGUACAAGGUGUUUUUGAAGUACCCAGAGUCCCUGCGCCCUGCUUUCCCCAGGCUCAAGGAGAAACUGGAGGACCCUGACCCAGGCGUCCAGUCAGCAGCAGUCAAUGUUAUCUGUGAGCUAGCCAGGAGAAACCCCAAGAACUACCUGUCGUUGGCUCCACUGUUCUUCAAACUGAUGACGUCUUCUACUAAUAACUGGGUUCUCAUUAAGAUCAUCAAGCUGUUUGGGGCCCUAACCCCACUGGAGCCGCGGUUGGGGAAAAAGCUUAUCGAACCUCUGACAAACCUAAUCCACAGUACCUCUGCCAUGUCUCUGCUGUAUGAAUGUGUCAACACUGUAAUCGCAGUGCUGAUCUCUUUGUCCUCUGGGAUGCCCAACCACAGUGCUAGUAUCCAGCUCUGUGUGCAGAAACUGCGAAUCCUCAUAGAAGACUCGGACCAGAACUUGAAAUACCUGGGCCUGCUGGCUAUGUCUAAGAUCCUGAAGACCCAUCCCAAGUCGGUGCAGUCUCAUAAAGACCUCAUCCUCCAGUGUCUGGAUGACAAGGAUGAAUCCAUUCGUCUCAGAGCCCUGGACCUGUUGUAUGGCAUGGUAUCAAAGAAGAACUUAAUGGAGAUUGUAAAGAAGUUGAUGCUGCACGUUGACAAAGCAGAAGGCACCACCUACAGAGAUGAGCUGCUCACCAAGAUCAUCGACAUCUGCAGCCAGAGCAACUACCAAUACAUUACCAACUUUGAAUGGUACAUCAGCAUCCUGGUGGAGCUGACUCGAUUAGAGGGCACGCGACACGGCCACCUCAUUGCCUCCCAGAUGCUGGAUGUGGCUAUUCGGGUUAAAGCUAUCCGGGUCUUUGCUGUUGCCCAGAUGGCCACACUGCUGGAUAACGCCCACUUGUUGACUGGAAACAUGCAGCGAAAUGGCAUCUGUGAAGUGCUGUAUGCAGCAGCCUGGAUCUGCGGCGAGUUUUCAGAACACUUAGAGAACCCAAUGCAAACCUUGGAGGCCAUGCUGCGGCCCAAGGUGGCCACCCUACCAGGCCACAUCCAGGCUGUGUAUGUGCAGAAUGCAGCCAAGCUGUUUGCCACCGUGCUGAAGAGCCAGGAGGGAAACACAGACAGCACAGCAGCACAGGAAACUAGCCAGCUGAUGAUAGACAGGCUACCGCUGUUUGUCCAGAGCGCCAACCUGGAGGUGCAGGAGAGGGCAUCUUGCAUCCUGCAGUUGGUCAAGUACAUCCAGAAACUGCAGCAGAAAGAUGUUGAAGUAGCGGAGGAAGUUGGUGCACUGUUUGCUGGAGAACUCAAUCCUGUGGCUCCCAAGGCACAAAAGAAAGUCCCUGUUCCUGAAGGCCUGGAUCUUGAUGCUUGGAUCAAUGAGCCUCCAUCUGAAAGCGAGUCUGAGGAUGAGCAACCGAAGGCAAUUUUUGCAAAGGAAGAGCCCAAACACUCCCGUCCCCGUCACACAGAGGUGGAUGAGAAAGAGCUUGCAAGGAGGAGAGAAGCCAGGAAGCAGGAGCAAGCUAACAACCCAUUCUACAUCAAAGCCUCACCUUCCUCUCAAAAGGUGUAUCAGGAUACUCCCGGAGUGGAGCACAUCCCAGUUGUGCAGAUUGACCUCAGUGUGCCUCUUAAAGUCCCAGGGCUGCCUAUGUCUGACCAGUACGUGAAGCUGGAGGAGGAGCGUCGGCAAAAGGAAAGAGCAGAGAAGAAAAAGAAGGAAAAGAAGAAGAGGAAAGAAAAGCGUAGCGGACGAGGGAAGAAACACGAUUCGGGUCCCGAGAGUGAAGAGGACAUCACACCUGCGCACAUGGUUGAUAUUGUAACCGAGGAGAUGCCAGAGAAUGCCUUACCCAGUGAUGAUGACGACAAAGACCCCAAUGACCCUCACAAAGCAUUGGACAUCGACCUGGACAAGCCGCUUGCUGACAGCGAGAAGCUUCCAGUCAGGUCACACCGUGCAGCAGAAGCCCUGAAAAGCCCAGCGGAAGAUGGAGAAACAGAAAACGCCACCUCACAGGAACCUAAAAAGAAGAGCAGCAAAGAAAAGAGGGAGAAGAAGAAGGAUAAACACAGGGACAGGAAGAAGAGCAAAGAGGAGAAGAUGAAGAAAAAACACAAACAUGAAGAAAAGGAGGCAGAUCUUCUUGGUGGGCAGGAUGAUGAGCCCGUGGUCCAAUCAGAAGAGAUAAGUGAGGUGGCGGCACCCCCCACUUCCACCACUGCUGAGGUUUCGGACCUGGAUUUCUGGCUCUCAAACGCUCCAGUACCCUCUAACACCCAGGAAGCAGCAACAGUAGCAGCAGCAGAAGCAGCCCCCUCACCCGGGGAACCCUCCGGUACAGCACCAGAAUCUGAGCCUGACGAGCCCAAAGACGCUGAGGUGGAGGAGACUAAGUCCUCCAAACACAAGAAGAAGAAGCAGAAAAAGGAGAAAGAAGAGAAGGAGAAGAAAAAGAAAAAGAAGCAUCACCACCAUCACCACCACAGUGACGGAGGUGGAGAGGAGUCGGUGCAGAAUGGCACCGUCGAGGAGGAAGAGCCCCUUCCGCCCAUGUCCAAUUACUGCCUGCUGGCUGAGAACUCCUACAUCAAGAUGGUGUACGACAUUCAGGGGAACCUGCAGGAUGGCAGUCAGGUGGUGGUGUCUGUUAUAUUUGAAAACAAGUGUGACAGCUUCCUCAAAUCCAUGGAGUUCAACGUCCUGGAUUCUUUGAACUCCAAGUUGCAGAGGCCAGAAGGCUCAGGUCCACACGAUGGCCUCACUGUCCCCUUCCAACUUCCUCCUGGAGUGUCCAAUGAGGCACGGUUUGUCUUCACUGUGCAAAGCAUCAUAAUGCCACAAAAACUGAAGGGAACACUCACCUUCAUAGUAAAGAGCGAGGAAUCCUCCACCCAUGAGAAACUGGACUUCAAACUGCACUUUAGCUGCACCUCCUACCUAAUCACUACUCCUUGUUACAGUGAUGCUUUUGCAAAGCUGCUGGAGUCGGGAGACCUAAAGAGCAGCUCCAUCAGGCUGGAGGGAGUUAACAUGCCCUUCCAUCAUCUACUGGCCAGGAUCUGCUUCCACCACCACUUCUCUGUUGUGGAGAGGAUUGACUCCUGUGCCUCCAUGUACAGCAGGUCUAUCCAGGGUCACCAUGUAUGUCUGCUGGUCAAAACUUCUGCUCAGACAGUGUCCAUUGACGCUAAAUGUGACGAGUCGACGCUGCUUGGGAAUGUGCUGGAUGAGAUCAAGCAGACCUUUUCUCUGUGCUGAUUGUGUCCGACAGCCCCAGGGUGCCCCCGACCCCUCCAUGCCACCGGCUCCCUAACUGAAACACAACAAAAUAUGUUACGAAACACUGCGGCUGGCACUUCCAGCAUUGCCCUAUUUAUUAGUCCUCAGAUUCGCAAGAUUCCUUCCUCUUACUUCUACUUCAGUGCCCCACACCUUUUCUCCUCUGCACUCUGAGCUCUGUGGUCACUCCUUCGUACUUGAUGUUUUACAUGCGGCGUCUUCUCUUCAGUGCACUUUCAUUUUUACUUUCUGGUUUUCAAACAGCCACCCCGACCCACUGUGCUUCUGUUUCUGGAUGCCUCACAUCCUCCGCUUCUUCCCUGCAUUACCUUUCCCUCCCUCCACUGUCGGCAGUUCAGUCUGUGACAGUCAUGUAAUGUAAUGUUGACAACUGGACUUUUGCUGUUGAUGGUUGAAUUGUAUUUUUACUGUUUGAAGUUUUAUGUUUUUUGUCUUUAGUUUGUUUCUUUUUGUGUGUGCGUUUGUGUGUCUGAAGCCUGUCUACACCUUUGCUUCACCCUCUUCUUUCCGCUCACUAAAAAUCAGUGCUACUCAUCUGCUUAAACCUGGAAAAACAAUGUGGCUGAUUCUUUUUCAGACUAGUCCUAGCUGGGGAAUAAAAAAAAAAAGCCCUCUAACCUAGUCAUCCACAACUGACCUGGUGCCUGGAGUAGACCAGAGCCUGGGCUGUUGGAUUGAUGAUAGGGCAGAGAUUAAACCAAAGCUAAAUACACUAAAAAGCAGGGGUUGUGGUCCCAGCUUGCCUCUUGGGGAGGCUCAGAGCAGAUCUGCUGGUGUUAAAUAGACUCCUUGUUUGUCACUACUGGUGAUUUGUGUAGAAGUUUAGUGAUUUUGCUCUGUGCCUUAGCCCAUGCAGUCUGACCGGCUCCAGCACUUCUUAAGUCUUGUAAAACUCUUCUCUUGAGGAAAUCUGCUCGCUGAUCUGAUUGUGCUACCCCCCCGUCCCCCCCCCCGAGAUUUUAAACAUAUUAAUCUAUACACAAAUCAAAGAAUUUGAAGACAGGAGUGUAAUAGACCGAAAGAAUUUAAAGUGUAAGUAUACAGUGUUAUUUCUGUUUGUCAUGUCAAUUUCUAUUUACCUCAUCUUCGGUUAGUUUCAUAGUUAUUACAAUACUAAACAGAAAGAAGCUCUUUGUGAAGUCUCUGUCAUGCAGGAGGCUGCUUGGAUUACACACUGAGAGAAUAAUCUAGCAUAAAGAGAGAUGCCCAUGUCACAUCUGUCUUGCCUGCUCUCUCUGAAAAAGUGAACUUGUGACUAGUUGAAAGAUGGUAUAGUUAGACUCUCCAGCAGCCGCUCAAUCAGAAUCAGAAUGAAGUUUUCUCUGUUAGCAGACUAUUUAGGCUACAUCUGAAUCAGUAUUAGUUGAUUUGGCUUCUGCUGUAAGAAAGAAUCCACUCUGUCUUCGUGGGAACUCGUGAAACAUUUGUGCAACUUUAACAUUUGCAUCACAAUAGCUCCACCCAGCUGAUGUGUAACCCAGAUGAUCCCUGAUGUUUCUUUGCCCUUCAGAAACUGCCUUGCCUUUUUGUGUGUGUAUGUGUGAGUACAUUAGCAUAUCAUGGGGAGGGAAUAUUUUUUUUUUCGCUUAAAAAGAGUUUGCCUCCUCUAAGAAGUCCCUCUUUUAAUUUGCGUCAUUCAUGUUUGAGGUCACUGCCCCGUCCAGCUAACCUCAUAGUAGCAAGAUUAAAAACUUACUCUGUAUCACCUCUGUUUAUGUAUAUAUACUGGAAAGGCCCCUUCACAUCUAUCUGCAGUUAUAGAUAACUGUAAUAAUUCUGUUUGUGACCAGGUCGUCAGGUCAACCAUUCCACUAGAUAUUCAGUCUAGUCAUAGUCUGACUACAGAGGGGAGCAGAUGUUUAACAGGAAUUUCAGUAGAUGAUUCUGUUAUGUACUCCUUGUUCUGAAAAUGAGUGAUGUCAGAGAAUCCCAGAAACAACUCAUUUAAUCAUCCAUUGUCCUUAUUCUGAUCAUUCUGUGCAUAAUAUUAGAUUAAAUUUGUAAAUUGCAUGAUUAGGAAUGUACACUUUUUAUUUCCCUGUUUGUUUCAUGGACAUGCUUAAACAAAAACUUUUCAUUCCAUAUUGUCCUUUUUUGUCUUGAAUUUUUUUAUGAAGUUUACUCGACCAUUCUCUAUUUUUGAUGGUAUUGUCUUUUUAUCUAUAUUAAGUUCAGACAAUUAAAAAAAGUGAUUAUCAUUGAAUGUUUUAAAUUAUUAAACACAGGGGAAGGAAGGGGACUUCAGUUUGGUAUCAUGACACUGAGGGGGUGGGGCCAGAAGAUUAGGAAGAGUGCAGCAGGUCACAUGAAGCAGUGUACUGAGAAGCAGCCCACUUUGUCUUAAUUCUCUGUUCAGUUGUAGUGAGUUAUUUUACCAAGUUUGGCUUGUGACAUUGAAAUAUACUCUCAAAAUGGCAUAUUUUUAUUGUUCAUGUCUUUUAUUUAUCCAUAUUCAGCUAUCAUGCUUACAGUGUCAUUAUUUAAAGGGGACAACAUAAUUAUCUAUACCCCCUUUAAAGAAAGUCAACCCAAAUUAGAAAUAAAGACUCUAAGAAGUU